AAUGAGGGAAACUGGUGAAACUACCUUAGAUGCGAAUCCUGUUGCAACACUGAAAGAUCAGAAGAGAAGUUAUCACGAGACUGAAGGAAAUGGGAACGAGCUACCUAUUCAAGCAUUGAAAAAGAGGAGGCAACCUCUUAUUUUUAAUCAUAGGUCACAUUUCCGUAUCCAGGCUUCUAAACCUUUAAUGAACAAUUCCACUUUGGAGAAACAUCUCAAACUUGAUUUGCUGCCGGAAAAUGUUGUUAAGCUUCAACAAAACGAGGAACUCCACACUAUACAAUCUGCAUGCAAGAACUUCCCUGACAGAGAUGUUUUAGUGAAAAAGAGAGUUCAUUUCUGUGAAGCAGAUAUUGCAGUUCAGCAGAACAAGAACCUCCAAAAGCUAGAUUCUUCAACCAAAUAUUGCUCAAAUGCUAGAGCAAGUAAAAGAUGGAAACAUCCCAAGUUUCAAAGUCAUGAGAGAAGCAGCAGUACAAAUUGUCACCUUAAGUCUGGGAAGAGAUUACUGUUUCAUGGUAUAGAAUUCCUGCUUACAGGAUUUUCUAGUCAGAAGGAAAAGGACAUUGAACGACAAAUAUGGAAACAUGGUGGCAUUGUUCUUUCUGAUAUUCCUUCUCCAAAUUUAAGGGCAAAAAGAAGCUUACGAUCCAAUGGCUACCAUCUUCCCGUUAUUCUAUGUAUGAAUAAGCUACAGACCACCAAGUUUUUGUAUGGUUGUGCAGUGAACUCCUUAAUAUUAAAAGUUGAUUGGCUUACUAAUUCAAUUUCGGCAGGCUGUAUUUUACUACCUGAGAAGAAAUACAUGAUACUACCGAAUCGAGCUGAUGCAGAGCAUAUCAUUAUUGGGGAGCCAUUUCACCACAACCGCAAUUAUGUCUUUGAAAAAGUAGGAAUCAUGCUUCACGGAAAGCACAGUUUCUACAGCAAAUUGGCAAAAAUAAUUAAGCACGGAGGUGGGAAGGUCUUUAAAACCCUCCAGUGGUUAGUCCACAGUUUGGACAAAGAGAAGGUUACUUUGGGAGCCAUUGUUGCUGAGGAUGAAAGUAGGACAUCACGUCACUUGAGGCAGUGCGCGUCCGAGCAGAAGAUAGCAGUGAUGCCAGCUAGCUGGAUCAUAAAAGGCUUGUAUUUAGGUAAGCUGCUUCCGUUUCCAGAUAAAGGUCGGCCCACUUUACCAACAAUUAAGAUCUCAGAGAUCCCAGUUUCCGCAAAAGAUACACAUAUGGCGAUUCCAAAGCUUGCGACCGCACAUACGUAAGUUUGGCGACCGUAGGCAGUAGAUGUGUCCACGUAUUUGUAAUUUAUCAGUUGUUCAAAGUGCCUACCUUAAGCACCUAGUUUACGAUUUAGAGGUGCUUAGUUAAAUUUUGUAUUGAAUAUUUGUAGCAGAAAACACAAGAACCGGCCAGCAUUUUUCGCAUGUGGUUCACCCAAUUCGGCUUACUCAUUUAUGAACCACAACAAAAGUUGCA
Pyrus x bretschneideri (Chinese white pear) is the source of this 1475-nucleotide messenger RNA. RefSeq lists its product as uncharacterized. Gene Ontology annotation, cellular component: nucleus. Gene Ontology annotation, molecular function: histone binding. Bases 2 to 1261 code for a protein of 419 amino acids. The transcript is spliced from 7 exons. The record is from RefSeq and is a predicted model, not a curated record. Gene Ontology annotation, biological process: positive regulation of transcription by RNA polymerase II; DNA damage checkpoint signaling. NCBI's taxonomy places the organism in Eukaryota, Viridiplantae, Streptophyta, Magnoliopsida, Rosales, Rosaceae.